Macrosiphum euphorbiae (potato aphid) is the source of this 3144-nucleotide messenger RNA. The record is from the annotation of a GenBank genome assembly. NCBI's taxonomy places the organism in Eukaryota, Metazoa, Arthropoda, Insecta, Hemiptera, Aphididae.
AUGAACGUAAAAAUCGUCACUAUACUGAUUUUAAAUAUUCUCGUAAUCGGCGGACUAGCAGAGGGUGAUGUUAUUGAAUACAAAUCACAUACGGAUAACUAUGACAUCACAACAAUUUAUAAAACAACGCCGGAGUAUAAUGAUGGAGAAAAAAGCAAUCGAUAUCCUUUCAAUAUUGUUUUGUGUCCCAGAUGCUAUGAUGCAAAAAUUCAUUUGAGAACUAAUGCUAUUGGUAUGCCAAUUGAAUUUAAUGGAUCAAUUCUGAGUUCCGAUAAGAAAAGUUUAGAAUUCAUAGCAGACAGCAAGUAUUCAAAAAACAUUUUCACUCAAAACCAAAUUGAAUACAACAUUGGAGAAUGGACCAUCUCGAGUUUAUCUAUGUCUGAUCCAGCUGCAUUUCUGAACAUCUAUCCCUCUUAUGAAUUGCUAUUGUGGAAAGCUAACAACAAAGCAGAAUCGUUCAAAAUCAAAUGGAAACAAAGAAAUUCAAUUAAAAUGUGUAUAUCUGUAUCAUAUUUACUAGGAGAUGAGUCGAAGUGUACGUUUUCAAUGGACUUAACUAAUGAAGAUAAGCUUGACAAAGGAAUCUUAUAUUCUAGUAAUAUUAAAGAAUCGAAAAUACUAAAAACGGUAUUGUUCAAAAGCAAUAACUGGUUAUAUGAAAACGAAACAUAUAAUGAAUAUGAAAACGAAGAAAUAUUGACGAUAACUGCAAAAGAACUACAAAAGACACCAUCUGCAGCAGCUUCGUUAAACAUCAAUGUUUAUCCAUUUGAAAAUACGAUGCGGAUAAGACAACCUUUGGAGUGCCUUAACGGAGGAUUUUCAGACAAAAACGGCUGUACGUGUCCUCCUGGUUUCAAAGGCAAUAAAUGCGAACACGGAUGCGGACCUAACGCGUUUGGCGCUGACUGCACCGGAAUGUGUUCGAUUCACAAAACGCACUGUCGGCAGAUGAUGUUUUGUACCAACAAUUUUGGGUGCAAGUGCCCGGCGGGAUAUACAGGAGACGAUUGCACCACAGAAUGUAAGAGUGGUACGUACGGCGUAAAUUGCGAGCAAAAUUGUUCGGAGAGAUGUAGUUCGUCAUCGUGUGACGUUUACACUGGUAUUUGCAACAAAGGAUGUACGUCAAGUUACAUAGCACCGGAUUGUGAAGAAAAGUAUCCGUGGCUCAAAUCACCGCCACAACUAGAAUCGUCGGAUUUUAGGUCACUAAAAUUGAAAAUUGAUUUUACUUCGGAAAACAUACUAGGCAGUAGCAAUGUUAGCUCUGUCUAUUACCAAAUCCUAUUUAAGGCCACUUCAAACGAAUCGAAAUUUCAAUACUUGGAAUUAAAAGAAUUCAAACAAAAGUCCGUAAUAGAAGUCAUAGACGAUCUCAGACCGGGAAUAUCAUACACUUUCGGCGUGAUCCUAGUAUCAGAAGACGGAAAUUACAACAUAGAUGACAUCAAAACAGUAAAUUACUCGACCAAGUGCCUAGUGCCAAGAAACCUAAAUUAUGAUGUCAACUUAUUGAGUGGCACAGACUACAUCAAUGUUACUUGGAACAAGAUUAACGAUCAAAACGAAGAGGACUGUAAAAUAACUGAUUACUUGUUAAAACUGAUGUUUAAUCACACUGCAGGGAUACAGCAACAAAGUUAUUCAGAAGAAGUAAAAUCUAAUAAUAAUUAUGGAUAUGUGUUUGAAAAUCUACUAUCUGGUGAAAAAUACGCAGUUCAAGUAACAGCAAUAUCAGCUACGGGCCAGGCUACACCAUCAAAAAUAUCAUAUAUUUACACCACACCUUAUGGAUUUGUUAAAAUAAAAAACAUAAAAGCCAAACUAAAUCAGAGUUCAUCACUGAUAAUAACGUGGGAUGUUGACGAAAAAUACGUAAAUACGACGUUUACUUAUGUAAUUAAAUACAAGGUCAAUAAACAUUUUAGUUGUUCAAACGAAGUAAUUACAAACAACUGGACAUCGCUGUUAGUUUACAAUCAGACAAGACGCGAAAUUUGGGAUUUGAUACCGAACACACAGUAUGUUAUAAAGGUUGACCCAGAAAUUAAAGGAUAUAAUUACAACAACUAUGCUAAUGUUGUUUUUGUAAAAACGCCUAUCUCUACUCCCAAAUUAACACCUGCAAUUAACGACAAAUAUGGUUCGUAUGUCACCAAUCAAAGCGCAUACUUCAAUUGGACGAUAAACAAGGCCGAUUGUUCUAAACUAAAUGGUUUCUUUCGAGGAUACCAGAUCAUACUUAAAGAUAUAGUAGAAGGCACGCAAGUAGAAAACUUUAUUAAACAAAACACGGUGAACUACGACGGAUUAAAACCCGACACAAAAUACGAACUGCAAGUAUACGUACUGACGAAUUAUGGAUACAACUCGGAACAAGGAUUGUUGAUACCGUUCAAAACCAAAACUAAAUUUUCAGUACCGGUGGACGAAUUAAUAGUUUACAAGAAAGACUUGAAGCACAAAUCGAUUGGUAUCCGAUGGAGUUUCCCUGACGAAAACAUCAUCAACGGUUUUAUUGUCAGCGCAAUCGACGAGAAUAUGAAUAGUACAAAGCAAAUUACCAUAGAACCCAAAAGAUGCGGUGCUUGGCCAAAAUUAUAUUGCACUACUUUUGAGAACCUAAUACUAAACCACCAAUACACCAUAAAAAUUAAAGCUAAGUCGAUAGACUAUCCUACAGGUGGUAGUGCGGCAUCAGUCGUCAGCAUUUUCAACGACGGGUUUGCAGAUAAACCGGAAAAUCUCAGGACAACAGACGUAGGCUCCACGCAUAUUUCACUGGAAUGGGACAUUCCAUUGAUAUUCAACGGUGUGCUGAAAUCGUUCAUAGUGAACACCGAAGAGAUUUCGUCUAAAGACAUAGAUAAAUGCUGUGAUAGCAAACCCGAUAUAGAGAUUCCGAUAACAGAAGAACUCCCAACUUAUAACUGCACGAUAAACCACUUGAAGCCCGGUUCCACUUAUUCGAUCAGUGUAUUAUCGAAAACUUCGUUAUAUGGUCAAACUAAUAGGAUACACGUGACGACCCUAUCCACUCCUGAGGAGGCUGAUAUCAUUGAAAACUAUCCGGUAAUGACAUCUGAAACGCAGAUAUCAGUCGAAUCUGAAGAAAGUACUUUCGGGCCAGAAUAUUAA